Molecule: messenger RNA, 1741 nt
Organism: Archocentrus centrarchus (flier cichlid)
Lineage: Eukaryota; Metazoa; Chordata; Actinopteri; Cichliformes; Cichlidae
Gene: xbp1
Product: X-box binding protein 1
Biological process (GO): regulation of DNA-templated transcription
Cellular component (GO): nucleus
Molecular function (GO): RNA polymerase II transcription regulatory region sequence-specific DNA binding; DNA-binding transcription factor activity, RNA polymerase II-specific
Source: RefSeq, a predicted model, not a curated record
GCCCACUUUCUUCAGGCAUUUGAGAAUUGUUGGGGAUCGGGGCAGCAGGGAAACCUCGAGGUUUCUACUGAAAUUAACACGGAUACCCGAUAAUUUCUGAUUUCAGUCAGCAGCGACAGGAUAUUUCAACAUGGUGGUUGUAGCAGCUGGGACCGGAGGAGCCCACAAAGUUCUCUUAAUAUCAGGGAAACAGACCGGCUCACAGACGGCCCUCAGCCGGCCCAUCUCUGUCGUUUUACCGUCAGCGGCCAGCCAAGUGUCCUCGGAUUCAGACUCCAACUCUUCAGCAGGGCCGCCGGUACGAAAAAGGCAGAGGCUUACACACUUGAGUCCGGAAGAGAAAGCCCUUCGCAGGAAACUUAAGAACAGAGUGGCAGCUCAGACCGCCAGAGACAGAAAAAAGGCCAAAAUGGGGGAGCUGGAGCAGCAGGUCCUGGAGUUGGAGCUGGAGAAUCAGAAACUUCACAUUGAAAACCGGCUGCUCCGGGAAAAAACAAACGGCCUGCUCACAGAAAACGAGGAACUGAGACAGAGACUUGGAUUGGACACUCUUGACUCAAAAGAGAAGGUUCAGGUCAUGUUAUCCACCGGGAAUGAUGCAGGUUUGGGGAUCGGGUCUUCUGAGCGCAGCACUCAGGCUACGUGUGCCUCCGCAGCAGGUGCAGGCCCAGCAGCCCCUAAAUCUGAAGACUUCUCAAUGGAUACAGAUAGUCCUGACUCUACAGACAAUGAGUCUGAUUUGCUACUGGGCAUUCUGGACAUCCUUGACCCAGAGCUGUUUCUCAAGUCUUGUGAACAGGAGUGCCAGGAACCGCAGGUCGUGCUGCUCGGAGGGGGUGACCCAGUACCUGCCGCCCCACCUGCGCCUCUGGGGGCCCCAUCAGUUAAGCUGGAAACCCUUAAUGAACUGAUUCACUUUGACCACAUCUACACAAAGCCCGCGGAGGAGGUGAGCAGUGGGCAGUACACCGACUUGGAGAGCGGCACAGAUGAGAAGAAUGAUGAGGCGGCCUUCCCCGUUACUGAGGUCGUGGUGGAGGAGGAGACGGUCUGCGUCAAAGAUGAACCAGAGGAAGUGGUCAUCCCUGCCUGUAAUGGUCAGAGUCAGGUGGUCGACUUUUUCUCUGGGCCCUCCUCCCCUGCCCUCAGCAGCCUGGAGAAGGAGGCCUGCCUCGCAGAUACCUACAGCGACUCCGGAUACGAAGGUUCCCCUUCCCCUUUCAGCAACAUGUCGUCUCCCCUGUGCACUGAGAGCUCCUGGGAUGACAUGUUUGCUAAUGAACUCUUCCCCCAGCUGAUCAGCGUCUGAAUUGACCCCUCUGCCCAAUAAAAUAUAUUCAGAGGAUGUGUGUGUGUGUGUGUGUGUGUAUAUAUACAUGUAAGAGUUAAUGUGUAGCCUAAUAAAGUACAGAAACACCCAUUCAUCAUAGUAACAGCACCUGAACAGUCUGAUAAGUUUUUGAUUACAGCAGGUCUGUAGCCCUCGUGGUUUAGAUGCAUUCAGGAUAGUUUUUUAGCUGCAGAGGGUUUAAGAUCACGCAAGUGUUUCGACUGCAUGUGGAAUCCAGUAUUUCUGUAACUUUCCGGGGGGAACGGGGACGGAUCAUUUAAAUAUGACUAUUUAUUUGUGUAUUCUGCUUCAGAGUCGCCUGUACGCUUGUUUAAAACAAAAAUUUUCCUCUCAUUUCUGACCGCUCUCCUUGUAGUCUAAUUGCCGCAUUAAAAAACUUUUUGCAUUGCA